Molecule: messenger RNA, 606 nt
Organism: Oikopleura dioica
Lineage: Eukaryota; Metazoa; Chordata; Appendicularia; Copelata; Oikopleuridae
Source: the annotation of a GenBank genome assembly
AUGGAUUCGGGAGUUUUUUCCACAGAAACAGAAGCGUACUUGGAGAAAGUCCCGGAGACUACUUCAGAGAAAAUCGGUCAUUUUCUUCACUCAAGUACUUGCCACUUGAUUGUUAUCGUCCUGGUUUUGGUGGACUGCGCAUUUGUCCUGACGGAGCUGAUUUUCGAUGGGAAGCUGGAUACGUAUGAUGAGUACUGCAACCCUACUCCUUCUUGUUCCGAACAGUCGCACAAACUUCACCACUGGGAGCACGUGACUCACGCUAUCCACAUUUGCAGCAUACUCGUCCUUUCCAUUUUCAUGGCCGAAGUCGUCCUCAAAAUCGUCUUCACGCGCGCUCAUUUCUUCAGCCACAAAAUUGAAAUGAUCGACGGGGUCGUCGUUUUGCUCUCUUGGAUACUCGAUCUGAUCAUGCUCAACCCAAAUCUUGUUGGAAAAUGGGCGGAAUUCAUCAUCGUUUUUCGAUUCAUACGGCUCAUCAACGGAAUGAUUCUUUCUGCGAAACAAGCAACGGACAAACGAGUUCAUGAACAGAAACGAAAAGUACAGCAGCUGGAGAAAGAAGUUGAAGAUCUGAAAAAACAGUUAAAAACCAUUGAACAAUAA